This is a messenger RNA of Orbicella faveolata, 1511 nucleotides long. RefSeq names its product protein deacetylase HDAC6-like. Gene Ontology annotation, biological process: epigenetic regulation of gene expression. The record is from RefSeq and is a predicted model, not a curated record. Gene Ontology annotation, cellular component: histone deacetylase complex. Lineage: Eukaryota; Metazoa; Cnidaria; Anthozoa; Scleractinia; Merulinidae. Gene Ontology annotation, molecular function: histone deacetylase activity.
CGGGUGCGACACCUUUGUUGUUCGCCCGCAGGCCAUGCGCAUUGAGCAGUUCUGUUUUCAGAUAAUAACACACAAGAAGUGGUCAUCGCUGCGGGGCUUCUCUAAACCAGUAAAACUUCAGCUUUGCAGUUGGAUAGAAUAAUGUCGUCUGAAGAUGAAGUAAAUACUAAUGGGAUGCAAAACUUGGUAGUCAGUGAGCCUGCAACCAAGGCAAAAAGAACUGGAAUUGUCUUUGAUGAAAGGAUGAAAAAACAUUUCAAUGUUUGGGACAUAACUCACCCUGAAGUUCCAGAUAGAAUUCAGCGGCCCUAUGACAAGCAUAAGGGGUAUGGUCUGCUGAAAAGAUGCCAGGAACUCCCUUCUCGGUUUGCUACAGAUGAUGAGAUUCUCUGUCAACACAGCAAAGCUCAUGUUAACAAGAUGAAAUCAACGCAGACCAUGACAAAAGAGGAACUGUAUAACAUAGGGGCGUGUGAUUAUGACUCGGUCUACAUGAGUCAGGUGAGGAUUGGUUAAUUUCAUACAUUAGGCAACUUUUAAUUACUUCAUUAUCCAUUAAUUAGCAAGGGACAUGUCGCUCGGAUAAUUAACUUGUCCUACUUAAUUAUGGCAGUGAUAACAUAAUGCUGGACAGGUAUGAGAGUGAGACCUGUGUGCAUGGUUUUCAAGCUAGAUUUAAAGUAUCUUUUCUUAUCAUGCUAGACUGCUGGGACUCUAUUAUACCUGGAGAAUUUGUUUCUGAAUGUAUCUCCUUGAACUAAAUUAGACUGGUCCAAGUUUUGAUUUGAAGGAUGUGCUGAGUUGCAUUCAUAAUCAUGUGCUUUUUCAUACUCUCUUUUGUUGAAAUUUUGUACAGUUUCUCUGCAGGGGCAUUCCUUUGAUCCAUGAUCAGGAUCAGGAUCAAUGUUCUGAGAUUCAUGACUCAGAUCAUGACCAGUACAUUAACGGAACCUAACGAUUCCUUUCUUAGAGUGGAUUCAGUGGUUCAUUUGAUGCACCAUUGUCAGACAAAAGAUCCUGAUCUAGCUAGAUCAUCCCAAAGGAACGUUCCCUGAGUCACACUGGCCUCAUUUAGCCUUGAUUGUUCCUUACUGCUAACUGAAAAAGUUCUGGUAACGACAUGAAAUGAAAGCAAGACACCAAAUAAAAGACAGUUGUUUUAGGGUGAAACAAAAUGGAACAUAAUUAAGAAGUAAUGUGUGAAAAAAGAGCACAUUUUGGCAUUUUGUUUCAUUCUGACUGUUUCCAAUCUACAAAAGUUCAAGUUACUUUUACUUAGUAUUUUAAUGUAUUGUUAGCCAACCACAUCUCACAGAUAUGAAGGCAACUCAAACAAUGUCAAAUGAAAAAUUACUUGCAAAAGGAAAAGCAGUGACAUUUGAGCAAGAUAUGUACUAUAGUCAGGUAAAUACUGACAUCUGAUCUUGCCUUUCAUAUAAUGUGCAGUUCCAGAAAAUAUCCAUACUCCCCCCACAGAAGGGAUUGGAAUUUCCUGGGGGGUGGGAGUUCUG